AUGAAUGCUGAAGGCCUCCUCCGUAGGCAAGGCUGGCGUGGCGCCGGCUUCUCCCUCGACACCUCUGACCGCGGCAUUAAAAAGCCGCUCCUCAUCAGCCACAAGCAGGACCAACUGGGCUUGGGCAAGAAGAAAGCGAGCCACACGACAGACGAUCAGUGGUGGAUGAGAGCUUUUGACGAAUCCCUACAGAACUUAGGAACCGGUCAAACGAGCACGCUUAGCCAGAUCCAAGAGAAAGGAAUCAACCGAGGUGGUCUCUACGGAUUCUUUGUGAAGGGCGAGGGUCUGAUCGGAACAAUUGGCGAUGAGAGUUCAACGCCUACGAGCAGGACGAGCACGCCGCCUACCACUGCGAAAGGCGACGACAGUACCGACGAGAGCGACAGCGACUCGGAGUCUACGAGCAGUAACGACGCUGCAUCCGAUGCUGCGAAAAUAACAAAGUCGAAGAAAGGCCAGAAUAAGCGGAAGUGCGAAGCGGAGGACGAUCUGCUGGUCACCAAGAAGUUGAAACAAGAAACCGAUGGGAGGAAGGUGAACGCACGGGCUGUGGCAAAAGCAGAGGGUGAAGUGCGGACAGCAUUUGGUACUAUCAACGCAGAUGAUUGGCCAAAGCUAUGUGCUUUGACGUCCCGGAUUAGCAAGCAAAUCAAAGCGAGGGCCAAGAAUGACGAGAAGGCUGGUGCAUACGGUGAUGCGGCGAACGUAGAAGACCCGAAGAACCCUGGCAAGAAGCUCGCAAAGAAAGCCGCGAAGGUCGAACACCAGAAGGUCAUACGGGCUGCAAAGAAGCGUAUGGUCAAGGAGUCGGUUGUAGAAGCUAUCGUGAAGGGCGAACUGCCGAUGCUGAAUUCCGAGAACUGGUCAAGAGAAGAGAUCUUGAAGAACUACGGCGAAAUUAAGAAGGUCAUCAAAGCCGUCGAGAACGCCAACAAGAUGUCGAACAAGGCACAACGACAAACUAGGAGAGGACAGAGAAGAGAGGCAAAAGCAAAGAGGGCUCGCGGCAAGAUCCGCGAAAAGACCGAUGCGCUACGCCAGUCUACUUUCGACACGCACCUCGCUCAACUGUCGCCGGAAAAGCAGAUCGACUACGCAGCUCGCGCAGCAGAGAAGGGGCAAACGCUGGAAGAAUAUACGCUCCGACGCAUGGAAAAGAAGGAAGCUAAACGUUUGGAGAAGAAACCAGACAAGCAAGAUAAGAAGAUAGCUCUUGUUGAGUCAAAAGGCGAACCUCACAAUAUCGCGCCUUGGAGAACCCAGAAGAAGGCGCAGAGGAAGGUUGACCAGGAGCAGAAAGACAAGAGUACGAAAUUGGCCGGUAAGCUAGAGACGAAACAUAAGGUUAGUCAGAAAGCAAAGGCGAAGAAUGCGGAGAAGACUGAGGGGACGAACGAGGAGGGGCCAGGGUACGGGGAAUGA
Messenger RNA from Didymosphaeria variabile, 1425 nucleotides. RefSeq lists its product as uncharacterized. The record is from RefSeq and is a predicted model, not a curated record. Bases 1 to 1425 code for a protein of 474 amino acids. Gene Ontology annotation, molecular function: nucleic acid binding. Lineage: Eukaryota; Fungi; Ascomycota; Dothideomycetes; Pleosporales; Didymosphaeriaceae. The transcript has a single exon.